AUGAUCCUCUACCAUGUGGCUCCAACCUGCGCCGAGAGAAGCAGUGAUGACGCAUGCGUCACGGACGUAAGUGAAGAAGAACGGGAUGGGUGUAAUGAGAUACAGCCAAAUGUCAACCCCUCGUGCGGAGACAGCUCCGGGGACACGAUGAUGGAGUCCAUCAGAGCUAUGGAUGACACGGUACGACUGGCGGAUCUAGAUACAGGAGCUGAAAGCUCCGAAGAUCAAGACGGUGACGAUAUGGAAUUGCCCGCCCAAGCUGGUGAAGGGCCAGUCACCUUUCCUCGCUCUAUAGAGGCCGCCUUUGAGCACAACUAA
Molecule: messenger RNA, 318 nt
Organism: Peronospora matthiolae
Lineage: Eukaryota; Oomycota; Peronosporomycetes; Peronosporales; Peronosporaceae
Source: the annotation of a GenBank genome assembly